Molecule: messenger RNA, 2355 nt
Organism: Peronospora farinosa
Lineage: Eukaryota; Oomycota; Peronosporomycetes; Peronosporales; Peronosporaceae
Source: the annotation of a GenBank genome assembly
AUGUGGCGGCGACUAACGAGGAGCGCGACGACUGUCGCUCGACGCCCAUCGACAGUUCAUUGCGUGAGUGUCUCUCAGUUUCAAACGUACCGUUCAUUGCGUCUGCCAAGUACUCAUUAUUUAGCCACAAUCAGUCGAACGUUUGCCUCUACUAACGCUCGCUACGAAUCGCGUGCCCAUGACGUCAAAGUGCGCGAUUUUGCGCUGCAUGAGCUGGUGCGACGUCCGUGGGUCGAUCUGCAAGAAUAUUGUGGUCCUAUAGAGAUGUCAAAGGUGCGACAGACGCUGCCGUUGGUGUGGAAGAAGCUGAUCAGUCACGCACAAGGUAGCGACGAGAUGGCUUCGGAAAUUGUCGAAGACUUUUACGAAGCCGCCAGACGUUGGAGGUUGCCCAAGAUGCAGCGUGAUGUCUUUAGCUACAUGGAGACUCACUCCUUAGAAUGCAUAAGUUUUGAAAGGUAUGGUCAGAUGUUUACCAACCUUCUCGCUGCGAAGGAACCACAGACAAUGCGUGCCAUUUUCGAGCGAGCUAUGACUCGCUACGAUCCGGAGCAAGGACAAAAUCCGCCGGAAAUUGUUUAUCGUCUUGGAAUCAGCGCUGCUAUUGCACUUAAUGACUAUGUGGGGGUGAAGACGCUGAUGCGUGAGAUGGAGGCAAACGGUGUCAAGCCCUCCAUUGAGAUAGUGACACGAGUGAUGGUUGCACAGGCGACAAAUGGAGAUGUGAAGACCGUGGUGAAAGCUGCAGAACGACUAAAUAUGCAGAGUGAGAAGAGUUGGCAUGAGGCCGACUUGAAUCGUGUCAUCACAAGUCUGGGAAUUGCUGGAAAACCUGACGCAGCCUUUGAGUUCUACCGAAAGUCUCAAAUCCGCUUGUCUCCAAAGACACUGAUGAAAUUGUUGUAUGUGUGUCGUAAGAACGCACGGCCAAAGCACGCACUCGCCGUUUUGUCAAAUCGUCGAAGAUUUGGUCUGAAAAUGUUGCCAGAGCAGUAUCCAAUGUUGCUGGAGAUUGUCGAAGAGUUGGAUAUUGGUGGUUUGCCAGGAAAUGAGAUGGCAUUAAUAUGCGAAGAGAUGCAAGCUGAUAACGUGCCAUUUACUGACCGUGUGCAUGCUCUCAUCGCUCGUAAUCAGCAGCAUUUGCAUGGUACACCAUUCCUGGUGACGCCGUCAGCUGAGGGAGAGAUGGAAGCCCAGUUACGCACAAACGAGCUGGAUUUGCCGUUAUUGCACGAGUUGCUGGACGCCUGCAAGUAUGGACAGGCUGCUGCUAUCGUGGACUCGUACGUAUUACCAGUGAGCAAUGAUAUGAUUUCAAGCAAUAGACACUAUGGAGAAGAUUAUCUUAGCGAAGAGCCUACUGUCGUCCCACCUUGGCUGGCUGAUAUUGCGGUUGAGGUAUAUUCGCACAACCAAGAAAUAGACAAGGUGUGCUCGCUUCUGCGUGGAUUUCUGUGCAUACGUGGAGAUUUCAGGCAUGCACUCUCACGUAUUGUGGGCAUUUUCGGCGGCAAGGGCAAGCUGCGCGACAGCCGCAUAGCAUACGAGGCCUUUUUGGCAAUGCAAUUUCAAGGUCUUCAGAUUUUUCGUAUCCGAGAUGCACUUACGCGUUUCAAGCAAAACCAAGAUACGAAGGCUGCAUUAUUGUUGCUAAAGCAGGUGUCUAAGCAAAUUGCAGGAGCUAUGAAGGAUGUUAAAACUGCGACGAGGCAUCAAAAAGACUUUAUGCGAACGCUAAAGAGCUCCGGUGCGCUUCAUUUUGAUCCAGGACGAGCAGUACGCGAUGCACUGCGAAUCCUUUUGGGAUCAAAAGAACUUGGCAUGGUUGUCGAUGCGUUGGAUUAUCUUGAGUCAGAUGGAAUACCAAUACGAUUAAGCGAAUAUGAGAACAUCUUUAGCACCAUGGCCAAGACCAUUGAUAAUGAUGGCAAACUGUACACAGCGGAUGAAUUCAUGCUGGUCUGGGACGACAUGACACGGCGUGAUGUAGCACCCAGCAAGGCCAUUUUACGCUUAGUGGUACCAGUGGUGUGCGGCAGCGUCAUAAACGACAGCGAGAGAUGGAAAGGCAUGAAGCUUACUGUGCUUCGAGGCUAUCAUCAGGCAAUAAAGGAUCGUCAUGACAAGUACGUGCUGCCAGUCGCAUGUUUUUCGAUGUUGCUGGAAGCUGCUGUUGAAAUAGGAACCAUUGAGGAUGUAAAUGCUGUUUAUGGUGGGGCGGUAAAAUCCUUGAGAGCAUCCAUGAACAAGAAGCACUACAGUCCUGCUGAUCACAGCAGAAUAUUGGAAGCAUGGAAUACUACAAAGUUGAAGAAGGCGGCUGAUGAAUGUGGAGCGCUUCGAGAAUACACUUGA